Molecule: messenger RNA, 3392 nt
Organism: Mycena citricolor
Lineage: Eukaryota; Fungi; Basidiomycota; Agaricomycetes; Agaricales; Mycenaceae
Source: the annotation of a GenBank genome assembly
UGGACUGCCUCUCGAUAUCGUGAGCCUUUUGUUGUCUCCCGACCUUUGAACUCCCUCAACCACAUACGCUACGUUCAUUUCACGGCAUCCCAUGGCGACCACUCUGAGACAUGAAUUCUACGAGACCGACGAGCGUUUGACGCUGUCCAUCUUCGAUCGAGGAGCCGAUCCCGCUGCGGUCAGCGUGCAAUUCGAGCCUCGGAAGAUUACAUACACGAACGGCGACAAGUCACUAGUCCUGGAGCCACUCAAGGGCCAGAUACAAGCAGACGCAUGUGAAUUUACAGUGGGCAAGGUCAAAGCUGAAAUCCGUUUGGCCAAGGCGGCAAUCGGGCGCUGGGGGGCUUUGACCGGGGACAGCCCUGAUCUUCUCAGCUCAUUCCCCACUGAUUCUCGACCCAUCACCACGACUUCCGUGAAGCCACGCAAGAACUGGGACGGCAUUACUACUGACAUCCUUUCUGCAGAGAAGGAAAAGUCAACUGAGGAGGAUGCCAAUGUUGGGGGAGAUGCCGCCCUCAACGGCUUCUUCCAGAAGAUCUUCGCCGAUUCCGAUGAGGACACUAGACGUGCGAUGAUGAAAAGCUAUUCGGAGAGCGGCGGUACCACUCUCAGCACCAACUGGGAUGAGGUGAAGAAAGGUCCUGUGGAAGUGAAACCGCCUGCUGGUAGCGAAUGGAAAAAAUGGAAUUAGUUGACCGCUAAUGAAUGCCUGCUUACUCUUCUCGCUAUCGAUCUACUUGCUCACCUGUGUAACACCCAUCAAUUGACUGCUAAUCCUGGUUUCGGCAUGUCGCGUCUUACGAUCAUCGUCGCAGCCACUGUAACCAAUGGCAUUGGAAAGCAAGGCGGCCUGCCCUGGAAAUUGCCCAAGGAAAUGGCAUAUUUCGCGCGUGCCACAACCCAUGUUCCAUCGUCCAGUCCGACUUCGAAUCCCAACGCAGUCAUCAUGGGCCGAAACACCUGGGAAAGCAUACCUCCCAAGUUCCGACCCCUCAAGAAUCGCACGAAUGUUGUCGUCACUCGGCAGAGUCAUUAUGAUGCAAAAAAUGCUCAAGUUGUAGGCAGUCUGGAGGAAGCCAUUCAGAAGGUUCAAGAGGCCACGACCCGCGCAUUUCUAAUUGGCGGAGCGUCUCUGUACGAAGAGGCAUUGGGACUGCCGCGGUCUUCGCACAUCGGCUUCGUAGACCGGGUCCUGCUUACCCGUGUUCUACGUCCAGAUUUCCCCGACUGCGACGUAUAUAUGCCCGAUUUCUUGGCCGCAGAAGGCGAUGGAUGGACUCGUGAAACACAUCAGGCAUUGGAAGAAUGGCUGGGCUUUGCAGUCUCCGAAGGUGUCCAGGAGGAAGACGGAGUCGACUACGAAUUCCAAAUGUGGACACGAGCUCAAGCCAAAUGACACGAGACAACGACUUGAAAUUAUGAUAGAUACACAGACGGUAAGCGAAGAGUUCGACUCUUGGGAUUAGCCUUGGCGCUUGUGGUCGAUGAGCAUAGGGUGAGCGACGAAAGGCAAGAAGGCAACGGACCUGCUUGUGCUUGGGGUUUUUCGCACAAAUGACAUAUAAACGACCCUUCCUCCGAACCAUGCUACAUCCAUCGCACAUAGGUUUGAUGGAAGCACGGACUUUCAUUCCUCGAACCAACUCCACGCUUCGAGUCACCAGUGGCAUGGCACGAGCAUAGGGAAGUGGUGAGAGCAAGCGAAAACGCGUGAUGAGUGGACGGGCGGUGGAUACCAAUGCCCGGAACAUUUCGAGAUUGAGCUCCUGCAGUUGAAUCAGAUCAAGACCGCAGUUUCAACGACACAUUAGCGCACUGUUAGUUGACGGACGAGGGAGGGAUGUGGAUCACAAAAUUACUGACUGGCACUGCCACUAGGCUGGCUCUGCACUACGUUGACCCAUGGAUCGCCGCACUAUCUCGCUUCACGUCGGUGCGCGCUGGUCCUUUGCCCUCUUCGCCUGUACGCUUGUCGCCUUCGUCGUGGAAAGUGAAUUGACUCAGUAUCUCCAAACGAAUUUAGGAUAUAGACAACCUUUCUUCAUAUUUUACCUCGUGCAUUCGACAUUUGCCAUCAUCUUUCCGCUGCACCUGCUGUACCUCAGCUUGACCACGAAACACUCCGCCGCUGAGUACAUCAAUGGCCUCUCCGUGGCCAUUACGAAUCAUCUUCGUCCUUCGCGAGUCUCCACGACAGAUCGGUUUCCGACGGCAACUUUCCUGCGUCUGAUAUUCGGGCUGACGGUCGGAAUCACGAUGCCUGGGUUGCUGUGGUUUCAAGCCAUCUCUCUCGCAAGCGUCAGCGAUGUCACUGCGAUCUGGAAUGCCAACGCGUUUUUCGCGUAUCUGAUGACCUUCAACCUCAAAUGGGAGCCGCGAAGGCUUCUGGCCGUCAUUCUUGCUACUCUCGGCGUGCUUGUCGUUGUUUACGGAGGAAGUAGAGCUUCCAAUGCGGACUCGAUCUCUCGAUCUUCGUUCAAACCAAGCGCCCCGUUGGUCGGCGAUCUCCUGACGCUCAUCGCGUCGAUUGGUUACGCGUUGUACCAAGUUCUGUACAAGAGAUAUGCAGCACUGCCGACAGACCCCGAAUUGCUGGCCGAAUCGGCAUAUGAGCAUCUUCCUUCGGAAGAUCCAAUCGGCGACAAUCCCCACCCUCAGAUUCUGAUGUUGUUUCCCCACCUUUCGGGCUGCAUCCGAAUCUGCUCACUUCCGCAAUCGGGUUGUGCACCCUCGUGUUACUGGCAGGUUGCUUUCCCAUUUUGCACCAUCUUGAGGUUGAACGCUUUGUUCUUCCUCCGAACCUUGCGGUGACGCUGACCAUCGGAGGCAUCGCGCUGAGCGGUGUGGUGUUCAAUGCGGGCUUCAUGGUGCUCCUCGGUACUUGGGGCCCCAUCAUCACAUCUGUCGGAAACUUGUUGACAAUCGUGCUUGUUUUCAUUUCUGACAUUCUUUUUGGAGCGGGAAUGGAGGCCGUCACUCUCGGCGGUGUUGUUGGAUGUAGUGUGAUAGUGGCCGCGUUUGGCGUGUUAGUGUUUGACAUGAUAGAUCGCCCAUGAAUAGAGCUUGUCAAAUCUCCGAGACGGAUGCAGCGGAUACCCUUAACGCUAAACAAUAUACAAAGUCUGUGCCAAAAAAGUAAAUAGAAAGGAAUGGGAAUGAGCAAGGACUGCUCCGUGUGCUGGGACACUGGUGUGAGAGUACCAGUAGAUUUCUCCCACCUCCGACGACUGUGAAAUCAUGCGGAACUUCGCAUCUUGGCCACAGAUCGAUGCCCGACAAUGUUGAUUAUACUCGUAUAACAUAAUCUCUGCUUUGUCGUGGUUGGUAUCAAGCGGCAGUGGCCAUGAGACUACUUUCAUCAGCGGAAAGGCAUUGCCUCAUCACGAAAU